Molecule: messenger RNA, 478 nt
Organism: Paramecium sonneborni
Lineage: Eukaryota; Ciliophora; Oligohymenophorea; Peniculida; Parameciidae
Source: the annotation of a GenBank genome assembly
AUGAAAUCAAAUUAUAUUCAAUAAAAGUUAGUAUAAUUCAACGAUACUAAUUAGAUUGCUGAUGUAUAACUGACUUUUUAAAAUAUACUAGAGAUACAAAUAACCAAUCAGACUUCAAAUAAAGAUAAAUUAAUUAUUUACUCCUCUAGAAUAAGAUCAAGAAACUGUUAUUCAUAUUUAUUUCAAAUUCUGUGGGAAAGGAGAAAAUUAUUUAAAUAAUCAACUCAAAGUUGGAGUAAUGGAGGUGCCACGAGAUAGAGAAGAGACAACAGAGAAGUAUAGAGAGAAUUAAAAAGAAGAAUAUUCUGAGAACAUUUCUUAUGAAUUCUGGUUGAAUCAAAAAAAAAAGGAACAAAUCGGAUUUCGUACAUUACAUCCAGAAGAACUGAUUUAUCAAAUUAUUUCUUUUAGCUCUUUAAAAGUACCAAUCAAUUUCAAAUGUUAUAAUUUAAUUCAAUUAUAAUAAAUUAGAUCGUGA